UCUUUGUACAUUACCAGUAUGCAAGUCCCAGCUUCUGCGUAAGGUUCUAGCAAUACUCUGCCAGCAGCAGAACUAGAAAAGAAGCGAAUUCGAAGAAGCAAUGGCAAUAUUGAUGGAUGGAAAAGGGGUCUGAACCCCAAACUGAAAGCGAAAGAGAUGACCUCGAUGCCAUAGCCGCUCUCAAAGAAAAUACUGCUAUUGAACUCAAGGACAGGGUAACCAGUAUGUGAAGAUGGGCAAAAAGCACUUCGCUGAUGCCAUAGAUUGGUACACGAGAGCAAUAAAUCAGCAAGCUUUGAGUGACUCUGACACGGUGACACCUCUAUUCUCUUUUCCAAUAGGGCCCAUGUUAAUCUUUUACUUGGUAACUACAGACGUGCUCUUACUGAUGCUGAGGACUAAAUUAAGCUCUGUUCCACUAAUGUCAAGGUGUUCAAAUUUUUACCAUGUUAUUGUUCUCAGCUGGGCUUUGUUUGAAUAUUUAGUCUUUUUUAUUAUUUAUUUAAGCGAUAUGGGUUUUGAUGAUAGGCUUUGUACCGAGCUGCCAAAGCGUAUUUUGCAUUGAACUUGUUGCUUGAAUCAACUUUGCAUUGCCAAAAUGGGCUUAAGCAUGACCCAAGUAACGAAGAGCUAAAGAAGCUGUUAAGGCAAAUUGAGUCAAAGAAGAUGGAACAUGAACAGCGCUAAUGUUUAUUUCUUUGUUGAAACUAUGCAUGACCUUGUUUCCGCGAUCGAAAGUAGAGGGCUGAAAAUUGGGAAGGCAAUGUAUCAAGGACUUACAGGAUUAAGAAAGCCUGUAUUAGAUAAGAAUAAUAUUCUUCGUUGGCCAGUUCUUCUGCUGUAUGCAGAGGUUAUGUCCAGUGACUUCAUUGAGGAUUUCUGUGAGACUGAAAUGUUGUCAGCUAAUCUGGACAUGAUAUCCUUCUUUUAAAGUGUUCUGUUAUAUUUUAAAGUUGAAUUGCCUAUGAGUUUUCUAUGUAGCAUCCAAUGCUUUUGGAUAUAUGUGCAUUUUGUGUUUUCCGGAGCUUUCAAACAUGUUUUCAGAAAACUGCCCACCUUUGUCAUGGGAUCAGGAACACAAUUACACUCGUGAAGCUGUUGAAUUAUACUAUGAAGAGUUUCUCUGUCAAAACAAAGAUUCUUCAUUGUCUCUUAGAGGGCACUGCAGCUUCUCAUGUGGAAAACAUCGGUGAUGAGGAAAAGGAUGCAAAUAAGAAUUCUAAUGAUGGCAGCUCAGCAGGCAAAGGUUCCUCUAAAUGGGUGAAAGUAAAUGAGAAAAGAGCACUUCAUGAUGUUCUGAAAGAACCUAAAUUUGUUAUUCGAGGGAUCCCAGUGUUUUUUGUUGUUUCUAAACGUUCCAGCUUCUAUAAAGAGUUCAAAGCUGGGAAAUGGGCUCCUCCACCUUGAGUUGCUGGUUGGUUAUCUCUUGAAGAUGGGCGAUGUCUAUUACGAUACGAGUCAAAACUAGUGAUACAAGAAUGCUUGUGGUGAUGGCAACACUGCGAAGUCACAAGGUUGUACAAUUGAGAUAGCUUUCCAAAUUUUUGUAUUAUUAUUAGUUGAGCUAGUGCAUGUACCAAAAACAUGAAGACCCCAAUAUAGAAAUUUUUUUAAA
Molecule: messenger RNA, 1615 nt
Organism: Prunus persica (peach)
Lineage: Eukaryota; Viridiplantae; Streptophyta; Magnoliopsida; Rosales; Rosaceae
Exons: 6
Coding region: 988-1407 (139 amino acids)
Source: RefSeq, a predicted model, not a curated record